Cooperia oncophora is the source of this 933-nucleotide messenger RNA. NCBI's taxonomy places the organism in Eukaryota, Metazoa, Nematoda, Chromadorea, Rhabditida, Trichostrongylidae. The record is from the annotation of a GenBank genome assembly.
GUAUAUCACCAGCUUAAAGACCAUAUCCCGAAGAAAGACGCGUUAAUCGAGUUGGAUAGGAAUCCGGAUAACUUUGAGGCCUUUUUGGAUUCGCCGGCAAUCCCUAGUUCUGAGCAGCUUACAGUUGGGCAUGUGAAAAAGUUUGUCCCAUGUACCAGCAAUCUCGAUCCUUAUCUGAGGAAAUUAAUCAGAGAACGGCGUCAAGGCAUGGAAGAUCCAGUAAAAGAGCUUGGGCUAGGCACAGUAGUGAUACCACCAGUUGCGAAGUAUCUGUUUGGGGACGAGAAAGUUUGGAAUACUGUCAAUACCCCGCUUGUGGAGAUGAAGCUGGAUGCUGUGUGUAACCUUGUGAAACGCUUGGACAUUGCCCCUAAUAGACUUGACAAUAUCAUACGCAAAUUCCAACAACUUAAUCUUGGCGGUCUCGUUUUGGCCUCGUGUCCACUUCAAGAUUUGAAAGAUGCGCUAGGGAUCCCUCUUGGGGAUUGGACUAUGGUGCGCCUUCUCGUCGAGACUUUGAAAGCUUUUGGAGCAAACGUUCCGGGUUUGAAAUAUGACAAGAGAAAGGCGUUGACGUUACCUGAAGAGGACGAAGAUGUCGCAGAUGUCGAAGUUGAAGUUACUCGUCGUGAUACGAUCGUUCACUCACCAUCUAACAUCGAUGGUGGCCUCAACAGAGAUGAACACCGAUCACAAGUGGCUCAUGGAGAGUCUUUCAGGAAUGGAUCUCAAGUAAGUAAAAGGAAUGCUCAAACUGAAGGUGACCUCGAUUUGGCACCAUCUUCUGGAAAUUCGGUGCGAUUUGGUGAUGCUCUGGAAGAUGGUUUAGCUUCCGAUGCUGAUAGCACUGAAUCUCGCUUCGGAAGCCGAGAGAAUCUCCUGGACCCAGAACCGAUUCUAAGUCGGAAUUCCAGUACAAGCAACGGAAGGUGA